AGAAGCCGAGUGGAGAGAGUCUUGCCGGAGCUUCGCUGGCUCAAAAGAAACUUGAACGUUUCUUUUCAAACUUCCACCGUAAACUUUAGAAAAUCAAAAAAUUAUCGGUGUUUCAGUGUACGUGAGUGUGUUUGCGUGUACGCAAGAGUUGUGCGUGUGUGUGUGUGUGUGUGUGAGUUGUGUGUUUGUUUUAACAAGUUGGAGAAGAAUUCGUGAAUCCCUUUUUCAGCCAUCGGAUGGCCGGCCCAACAACUACUUCAACAGCGACCAUGAAGUGCUCUUGACGAGAAACGUACUGUUCUACUGUUUGGCUGCCCGUCUGUCUAUACUGGGCACUACUCAAGGGAAAAAAGAGUGUGUACGUUGUGUGUGUGUGGUACCCUCGAUCAAUAACUUGAACACAGACCUUGCUGCUGCUCUCUCUCUCUCUCUACUGUUUGAACAAAACUCUCUCUCUGUAAGGAGUGGGAUAUUAAAAAAAAAGGAGAAAAUGGCGGCGUGGACUUUAGGAGCCAAUUUGCUUUUCGUUCUAUUGCGGUUGUUUGUUUUGACAGCCGAAACGAAGAAUGUUUCUCAUCAUAAUAUGCAACCGACUCUGAGGAGUCUGGUCGUUGCUCAUGACGUUCCGGCUGGUUUCAGUAUCGACCGGUGGGCAUCCAGCUCGCCGGAAUCCGAGUACAAGCUCCUCAGGUCGCCUUUCUCCGAUCGUUUCGCUCUCGUCGACAACGGCCUCUUGAUGACGACGGCCAAACUCGACGCCCUCAUCCAUCAUCCGCAACCGUUGACGCUCUACCUGGCCGAAGACGGGCCGUCUCGCAAGUCGACGCACGCCGUCCAGGUCUACGUCGUCGAUCGCCAACACCUCAUCCGCUUCGCCAAGCCCACCUAUCGAGCCCACGUGACGGAGAAUGCGCCGGCUGGAACGCCCGUCGUUGUGGAAGGCCUGUUCGUCAUGGCCGACAACGGCAGCCAAGUGAAAUUCGACAUCAUGAGCGGCGGAUCGGAUAGUUUCCGGAUCGAAAAAAUGGAAAAUGCCAACUGCACGAAUCAAACGAUGGCGAGACUGGUCACUCGCCGGCCGCUGGAUCGUGAGAUUCAAUCCGUUUACGACUUGGUUGUACGAGCUGUGAGUAGGCAUCCGCCCGGAACGGCCACUUGCCGGGUCAUCAUUUCCGUCGACGACGUCAACGACAACCGGCCCAUCUUUUCGGCGACCGAGUAUCACUUUGAGAUGCCGUCGACGGCUAUGAAAUACGACCGCGUCGGCCGUGUCAAAGCCGUCGACGCCGAUGGCGAUCACGCCGUCUACCGACUGACGUCGCCCAGCAAUUCCUUCGUCAUGAUCCCGCAGACGGGCGAAAUCAUUUUGAUCGACCCACAAUUGCCGUCGAGCAACCGCACUUACGUUUUGCAAGUGACGGCCAAAGAUCGUCGAGAUCCCGGCUGGGAAACUGAACAAGCGGCUAACGUCUUCAUCCGCACGGCCGACAAGGAAGUGGAGCAAGACCAAGAACAACACAACGUCGUCAAGCGUCGCGCCCCGCGAGCUCUGCGCCCGACGAAACGGAUCGAGUUCUCGGAAGCGGAUGGCGCCCCCGAAGGGAAAUUGAUGUUCGCCCUGGACAAACCCAGCGAGAAGGAACGAUUCAAGAUACGCGACGACAACCCCUGGGUCACGGUGGAGCCCAACGGCAACGUCCGCGUCAAGCGCAAAUGGGACUACGAGGAGCUCGGCCCGGAGAAGACGAUCGACUUUUGGGUGACAAUCACCAACAGCGAAGGCGGAGACACGGACAAUCAGCGCGUGAUUGUGCAAGUGAAGGAUGUCAAUGAUGAGCCGCCUUACUUCAUUAACCGGCCGUUGCCCAUGCAAGCCGUCGUCCAGCUUAAUGCCCCUCAAAACACGCCUGUCUUCACGCUGCAGGCUCGUGACCCCGACACGGACCACAACAUCCACUAUUUUCUCGUCCGCGAUAGAACCGGCGGUCGGUUUGAGGUGGACGAACGAUCGGGCGUUGUGCGCACCCGAGGCGGUGAGCCUUUCCAGCUGGACAUGGAAUACGUCCUCUACGUCAAAGCCGAAGAUCAAAACGGACGAUUGGACGAAAGGCGAUACCAGUCGACGCCGGAAGAGCGGCUCUCCAUCGUCGGUGGCAAACGUCCGCCCCAGUUCUACAUGCCCAGCUACGAGGCGGAAAUUCCCGAAAAUCAGAAAAAGGACACAGACAUCAUUUCGGUGAGGGCCAAAUCGUUUGCCGAACGGGAAAUCCGCUACACUCUGAAAGCUACCGGCCAGGGCGCCGGAACGUUCAACAUCGGACCGACGACUGGCAACGUCCGUCUGGCCAAAGAUUUGGAUUUCGAGGAUUUGCGUCAGCCGCACGUCUACCAACUGCAAGUGACGGCCACGGAAGAUUCCGGCGGUUUCUCCACAUCCGUCGAGUUAACGAUUCGAGUGACGGACGUCAACGACAACGUGCCGAAAUUCGAGCUGCCCGACUACCAGGCGCACAACAUCGACGAGGACAUCCCCAUCGGAACGUCGAUCCUCAAAGUCAAGGCGACCGACUCUGAUUCCGGCUCCAACGCCGAGAUCGAGUACUCUGUCUCUGACGAGCAUUUCGCCAUCGAUUCCAGCGGAGUCAUCAGCAACGCCAAGCAGCUGGACGCGGACAACAACAACGCCUACUACGAGUUCACGGUGACGGCCAAGGACAAGGGCGAGUCGCCCAAAUCCGGCACGGCCACCGUCCGCGUCUACACCAAGAACAAGAACGACGAGGAGCCGAAAUUCUCGCAGGGCGUCUACACGCCCAACGUGGACGAGAACGCCGGACCGAACACGCUGGUGACGACGGUCGUCGCCUCGGACAAGGACGGAGACAACGUCCGUUUCGGUUUCGUCGGAGGCGGCACCCGUUCCGGCCAGUUUGUCAUCGAGGAACUGACGGGUGUCAUCCGUCUGCACAGCGGCGGCAUCAACCUGGACAGGGACAAGUACGAGCUGAACGUGACGGCCAUCGACGACGGCGCUUGCUGCGGCGGCGGCACCGGGUCGACGCACACGUCGACAGCCGUCGUCGUCGUCUUCAUCACGGACGUCAACGACAACAAGCCCGUCUUCUCCGAGUGCAGUUCCUACAGCCCGAAAAUCGAGGAGGGCGCGCCCAACGGGAGCCCCGUCGUCCGGGUCCAGGCCACCGAUGCCGACAAGGGCGUCAACGGCCAAGUCAAAUAUUCCAUCGUCCAGCAGCCGAACCAGAAGGGCACGAAAUUUACCGUCGACGAAGAAACGGGCGAGAUCUUUACCAACAAGGUAUUUGACCGAGAAGGAGAUGAUGGUAAAUUCGUGUCGGUGACAGUCAAGGCCACGGAUCAGGGCGACCCAUCUUUGGAGGGCGUCUGCUCCUUCACCGUGGAAAUCACCGACGUCAACGACAAUCCGCCCCUCUUCGAUCGACAGAAAUACGUGGAGAACGUCAAACAAGACACGAACAUUGGGACCAACAUUUUGCGCGUUUCCGCGUCGGACGAGGACGCCGACAACAACGGCGCCAUCGUUUACAACCUGACGGCCUACAACUCUCAGGAUCUCGAAUACUUUACGAUUCUGCCCGAAUCGGGAUGGAUCGUCCUCACCAAACCGCUCGACCGGGACAAAUUCCGGUUGCGAGUGGUGGCGGCCGAUCGAGGCGAUCCACCUCUGUGGGCCGAAGUCGAUGUGGAGCUGGACGUGGUGGAUCGGAACAACAAGCCGCCGUUGUGGGACCUGACCAACUACGGCCCAAUCUACGUCAAGGAGAAUGUCACUGUGGGCACGGUCGUCACUUCGGUCAAAGCCAGUUCGGGCAUCGAAGGGAACCCGACCGUCUUUUACCGGCUGAUCCGCGGGUCGACGGCGCAGACCAACAAGUACGACACGUUCUACUUGCAACAGCGGGCCGACAACGGCCACACUUGGGCCGAUAUCAAAGUCAAUCACCCGCUCGACUACGAGAACAUUAAAGAAUACAACUUGACGAUCCGUGUCGAGAACAACGGAGUCCAGCAAUUGGCCAGCGAGGCGACCGUCUACAUCGUCCUGGAAGACGUCAACGACGACAUUCCGCUCUUCACGGAGCGAGAGCAAGAAACGGUGCUGGAAGGGGAGCCGAUCGGGACGGGCGUCACUCGAGUCAACGCCAUCGACAAGGACGGAACCUUCCCCAACAACCAGGUGUACUACGGGAUCGUCGACUCGCCGCGUAACGAAGGCAAAGAUUACUUCGAGAUCAACGAGCAGACGGGCGAGAUCUUCACCAAGAUCGUCUUUGAUCGAGAGAAACAGGCGGCCUACGCCCUGGAAGUCGAAGCCCGCGACGGAGCUCCAUCGGCCCGACCCAAUAGCAACGGCCUCCCCAACACGGUGACCAAAUUCAUCCGUAUCGGCAUUGCGGAUAAGAACGAUAACCCGCCCUAUUUCGACAAGACCCACUACGAGGCUGAAGUGGACGAGAACGAGGAUAUCCAGCACACUGUGCUCACCGUCACUGCCAAAGAUCUCGACGAAUCCUCUAAAAUCCGUUACGAAAUCACCCGCGGUAAUUUGGGCGGAGCCUUUGCCGUCAAGAACAUGACGGGCGCUAUCUACGUCGCCGGACCGUUGGACUACGAGACCCGCAAAAGAUACGAGCUGCGUUUGGUAGCGUCGGACAAUCUCAACGAGAACUACACGACGGUCGUCAUCCACGUCAAAGACGUCAACGACAAUCCGCCCGUCUUCGACCGGCCGACCUACGAGGCCCAAAUCACCGAGGAGGACGAUCGCAACUUGCCAAAACGCAUUCUACAGGUGACGGCCACCGACGGCGACAAGGAUCGCGAACAGAAAAUCGUCUACUUCUUGACCGGCCAAGGUAUCGAUCCCGACAAUCCGGCCAACAGCAAGUUCGACAUUAACCGCACCACCGGCGAAAUCUACGUCCUCAAGCCAUUGGAUCGCGACCAGCCCAACGGCCGUCCUCAGUGGCGUUUCACCGUUUUCGCCCAGGACGAAGGAGGCGAAGGUCUCGUGGGCUACGCCGACGUCCAAGUCAAUUUGAAAGACAUCAACGACAACGCUCCGCUCUUCCCUCACGGCGUCUACCUGGGCAACGUGACGGAAAACGGAACGGCCGGCAUGGUGGUCAUGACGAUGACGGCCGUCGACUACGACGACCCCAACGAGGGAUCCAACGCCAAGUUGACGUACUCGAUCGAGAAGAACGUCAUCGACGAGAACACGGGCAUGCCCAUCUUUGAGAUCGAGUCGGAAACGGGAGUCAUCAAGACGGCCGUGCCCGGUCUCGAUCGCGAAAAGACGCCCGACUAUUCGAUCCAAGUCGUGGCCAUGGACGGCGGCGGACUCAAAGGAACUGGAACUGCGUCUAUUAGGGUCAAGGAUAUCAACGACAUGCCACCGCAAUUCACCAAAUCCGAAUGGUACACCGAAGUGGACGAAACGGACGGCAUCGCAUUACCGGACGCUCCCAUCUUGACCGUCACUGUCCACGAUGAAGAUGAGACCAACAAAUUUCAUUACAAGGUGAUUGAGAGCAGCGGAUUCGGGGCCGACAAGUUCACGAUGGUGCGCAAUAACGACGGGACGGGCUCCCUCAAAGUCGUCCAGCCACUCGACUACGAAGACAAACUUCAAAGGAACGGAUUCCGUUUCAUGAUCCAAGUCAACGACAAGGGAGAGGACAAUGAUAACGACAAGUACCACGUCGCCUACUGUUGGGUCAACGUCAAACUGCGCGACAUCAACGACAACAAGCCGCUCUUCGACAAGGCCAACAUCGAGACGUCCGUCUACGAGAACGCCGAAGUCGGCAAGAGUCUGGAGACGUUCAGGGCCAACGAUCCCGAUCAAGGAGGCAAAAGCAAAGUCUCUUUUGCCAUCGACCGGGCAUCGGACCGUCGUCGACAGUUUGCCAUCAAUCAGAACGGCACCGUCACCAUCCAGAGGCAUUUGGAUCGCGAAGACACUCCUCGUCAUCAAGUGAAGAUCUUGGCCAUCGACGACGGCGUACCGCCCAAGACGGCCACGGCCACCUUGACCGUCAUCGUCCAAGACAUCAACGACAACGCCCCUCGAUUCCUCAAGGAUUACCGGCCAGUUCUUCCGGAACAUAUGCCACCAAGAAAAGUAAUCGAGAUCUUGGCUACUGAUGAUGACGAUCGUUCAAAAGGCAACGGACCUCCCUUUUACUUCCGUUUGGAUCCCAACGCCGACGACGAGAUCCGAGCUUCCUUCAAGAUUGAACACGAUCCAAAGGGAGCCAACGGAGACGGAAUGGCCAUCGUUUCGUCUUUACGUUCCUUCGACCGCGAGCAGCAAAAGGAAUUCCACGUGCCCAUCGUCAUCAAAGAUUCGGGCAAUCCGGCCAUGUCUGGCACGUCGACGUUGACUGUCAUCAUCGGUGACGUCAACGACAACAAAAUGCAGGCCGGCGCCAAAGAUAUUUUCGUCUACAAUUACAUGGGCCAGGCACCAGACACGGAAGUGGGACGCGUCUACGUCUACGACCUGGACGAUUGGGAUCUACCGGACAAGAAAUUUUACUGGGACACCAAGGAGCACCCGAAUUUCUCGCUGCACCAGGACACGGGCAUGUUGACGAUGCGCCAUGGAACGCGCGACGGUAAAUACCACCUGCGCUUCCGCGUCUACGACCGCAAACACACGCAAGUCGACGUCCCGGCCAACGUGACCAUCACCGUUCGAGAGAUUACCCACGAAGCUGUGACGAGUUCAGGUUCCAUCCGCAUAGCGGGCAUUUCAGACGAAGAUUUUAUCCGCAUUUGGGAUUAUAGGACGCAAGACAUUGUCAAGAGCAAAAUCGAUAAGCUGCGAGAUAAAUUGGCCCAGCUUCUGGCAGUUGAUCGGGAAAAUGUCGAUAUCUUUAGCGUCCAGUUACGUCAGCAACGUCCUCCUAUUACUGACAUUCGUUUCUCUGCUCACGGCUCUCCUUUUUACAAACCAAUCAAACUCAAUGGCAUUGUGCUCCAGCACAGAGAAGAGAUUGAAGCUGAAGUUGGUAUCAAUAUCACGAUGGUCGGCAUCAACGAAUGUCUAGUUGAAAACAAAGCUUGUGAGGGAUCGUGUACCAAUAUUAUGGAAGUCAGUACGUUGCCGUACCUGAUCAAUGCCAAUAAAACGGCCCUAGUGGGCGUUCGGAUCGAUAUACAACCGGAAUGCACGUGUGGUGCCCGUAAUUUUACUCGGGACGAAAGCUGUCGGAAUAAUCCUUGCCACAAUGGCGGGCGUUGCAUCGAAGGCCGUUACGGCGUCACAUGCCAAUGUCCUAGUGGCUAUGACGGUCCUCGCUGUCAGCAAACGACACGCACAUUCCGUGGCACUGGAUGGGCGUGGUAUCCGGCGUUGGAAAUGUGCGAAAGUUCUCACCUGAGCAUCGAGUUCCUCGCCAAGAAACCGGAUGGAACGUUACUCUACAACGGGCCAAUGGUGCCACCGGAAACGGAAGAGACUCUCAUUUCAGAUUUUAUUGCACUGGAGUUGGAAUCUGGUAAUCCGAGGUUAUUGAUCGAUUUCGGCUCCGGCACGCUGGAACUCAAGAUCAAAUUGAACAAGACGACGCACCGACUGGACGACGGCGAUUGGCACCGCAUCGACGUCUUUUGGGACACGGAGAACGUCCGCAUGGUGUUGGAUCUCUGUCGUUACGCUACUAUCUAUGAGCCGGAAGAUGGAACUGCAUCAGUGUUUAAUACAUCCGCUUGCGAAGUCAAAGGUGUCAUCCCACCAUUCAACGAAUACCUGGAUGUCAGCUCGCCAUUGCAGAUCGGUGGUGUAUCCCACGCGUCCCUCGAUCCAUCCCAAUUCCGCUGGGAUCAUCUGCCUCAUGGCAAGGGUUUCAGCGGUUGCAUCCGCAAUUUUGUUCACAACAGCAAAAUCUAUGACCUUGCUGAGCCUGGAAUGUGGCAAGGAAGUCAACCCGGAUGCGCUCCGCUGGAUGAAUUAUGUUCUGGCAAUGAAAUUUCAGGCCCAGGUGUGACGUCAUUUGGUCGACCUGUCUCUUCCGGCUGCGGCGAGCACGGCAGCUGCGUCGGCUCUUUGUCGGAGCCGCGCUGCGAGUGCCGUCCAGGCUGGACAGGACCCGGCUGUAACCAGGAGACGGUGCCGGCCACUUUUAAUCCGCAGAGCUACGUCAAGUACGCCCUGUCGUUCGAGCCCGUCAGUUUCGUCACGGCCAUCCAGCUGCGCUUCAGGACCAGAGAGGAGCACGGCGAGCUGUUCCGCGUCUCGGACCAGCACGCCCGCGAGUACGGCAUUUUGGAAAUCAAGGACGGCCGUUUGCGAUUCCGUUUCAAUUUGAACAGCUUGAGGACGGAGGAGAAGGAUCUCUGGCUGACGGCCAUCACCGUCAACGACGGCCAGUGGCACACGGUCAAAGUCAGUCGCUACGGCUCGGCCGCCAUGCUGGAGCUGGACGGCGGCGAGGGCCGUCGCUACAACGAGACGUUCAUCUUCGAGGGCCACCAGUACAUGCAAGUCGACAAACAGGAAGGAGUCUACGCCGGUGGCAAGGCCGAGUACACGGGCGUCCGCUCCUACGAAGUCUACGGCGACUACCAGAAAGGAUGUUUGGAUGAUAUCCGAUUGGAAUCGAAACCUCUUCCGCUGCCGCCCGCCUUGAACGGGACCCAAUGGGGCCAGGCGACGACAUCGCACGGCGUCCGGCGCAAUUGCCCGUCCAACAACCCGUGCUCCAACGUCAUUUGUCCGUUGCCGUUCGAGUGUAACGACUUGUGGAUGGACUACGAGUGCAGUUGUCCCACGGGUCAGACGAAAUACGGCAGUAGUUGCCGCGACGUGGACGAGUGCGCUUGGCGGCCGUGUCGCCGCUUUGGCUCGACGUGCGUCAAUUACGAAGACGAGCGCGGCUACGAGUGCAUCUGCCCGCUCGGCUACAUGGGCAAACACUGCGACCUGGAAGUCAUCACCAGCGCCACCAUCACCACCUCGACCGACUUCAUCAUUGCCAUCAUCGCUUGUCUGGCCACCCUCCUCCUUAUGGUGCUGAUCUACGUCGUCUACAGCCGACGCAGAGAGUCGACGGUCCGCUACGCUGGACCCGAUGACGACGUCCGCGAAAACAUCAUCAACUACGAAGAUGAAGGCGGCGGCGAGGACGACAUGACGGCCUACGACAUCACUCCGCUCCAGAUUCCCAUCGGAGGACAAGGCCUCGGUCUCGGACUCGGCUACGACACCAUGAAAGGCGGCAAAAUUCCAUAUCAUUCACCUGCCCCAAUGAUGAUGAGUGGCGAACCGAAUGUUGGUGUCUUCAUCGACGAUCAUAAAAGAAGAGCCGAUACGGAUUUAAAUGCUCCGCCCUACGAUGAUUUGCGUAACUACGCCUACGAAGGUGGUGGCAGUACUGCUGGAUCUUUAUCUUCUCUAGCAUCUGAAGACGACGAACAGGAUUUUGACCACCUGAACGGCUGGGGCACGCGGUUCCAGAAGUUGGCUGACAUGUACGGCGAUGGCGACAGCGAAGAGGAAGAGGAUGAAGAGGAAGAAGACAUUCACUAGAAGAAAAGAUGAAAACAAAAGAGUCAGAUUGGUAAAAACAAAAGAAAAGCUGUGUCCUCUCACCCCUCGUUCUUCAGCACUGCGCUCAAGCUGAUUCCAUUCCUAUCUUCUUGUUUUUGUUCCCUCCUACCCUCCCAAAAAACCACCACCCCAACUAUGAGGUCGGCCCCAAAAAUGGUGUCCUCAAUUUUUGUCAACAAUCUGGUCAAGUAAUUUCGUGUGAAAAACAUUCCAAAGGAAGGAAAAUGGAGAAAAACGGGACCGACGAACGGAAAUGAUUUGAUUUUCGGGAUCGCGUCACGUUUCAGCGGCUUGGCUGCUCAAUUUUUCUAGAUUUUUCAAAACAGCUAAAAAAAAAAUUCAAAAUAAGAUAUUAGUAAAAAUAUUUUAGAAAAACAAAAAGGGAAAAAGCGCCAAUCCUGCGUGAUCGUCUUUUGUUUUCCCAUAAAAUUUUAUGAUUUAAAAAAAACGUCGUGCUGUCGGUUUGGUUUUGAUGAUGUUUUCACUCACACACACAAUUUCACGUCGAUAUCGUUUCGUUUUCUUUUUGCCGCCGUCACCUUUCAUAGAUUUUCUAUUUCGAAUGUUGCCAAUGUUGAGCGAGACGUAUAUGCAUAGGAAAGGUGUCGCUGUAUUUUUGUUAGUUUUAUCGCAAAACGUCUUUUUUUUAUUGGGCAAUACUCGUAGGCUUCCCACUCUCUCCAGUUUGCCACUCGUUUCUUGAUUGGUUUUUUUUUUAUUUAAAAAAAAAAAAAAGAAAUCAAAGAGUGCUAUACCCAUUCUCGCUCGGACCCUAUUUUCCUCUCUUAGAUUCUCUAAUAAUACCGUUCCUAAAAAUCCAGCGAAAUGAGAAAACAAUUCAAUAAUUAUGCGACGUAGUUGAGACAUUUGUUCUUAUAGAUCCUUCUUCUAAUUGAUUGAUUUUUAUUUGAAAGGCAAAAAAAUUCGGCUCGUUGUGUAUCAAUGUUUUUGUGGGAGCGGAUGACGCUGCUGUGCAUUAUUGUUUAAUUAUUGCAUGAUCUCAGUCGUUAUGGUACAGAGUGUCGACAAUGUGCGAGCCAAAAAAGGAAGACGAAACAUGUUGCGCGCAGAGGAUUCACUGCCAAAUACUACAUAAGACGAAAUAACUCAUUCAAAAAAAAAAUACCCUUGCUGACCAUUUUCUUCUUUCUCCACACUGGGACAGUUUUCAAUCAAUAGCUUUUAUUAUAUUUAUCGACCCAGGCAAAAAAAAAGAAAAACAAAAAAAAAAUAUUGUCCACUCUUUUUUUUUUUUUUAAUCCAAUAAAAUUCGACCAGUCUUUUUCAAUCAUUAUUGCAAGCAUGUUAUAAAAAAUUGUGUGUGGUUGGUCAGUACCUCGAGACGAUGAUAAUACUCAUUUUGGCGAUUUGAUGGAUGUUCGCCACUUCCCGGCACACAACAUCUCUCCUGACAUUUUAUUUGUUGUUUCCAUUUCAUUUUCAGUUUCAUCGGCCACUGUCUUGUUUUUCUACAAAGUUCAUUUUAAAACAUACCACUUUUGAAAAGAAAAAAUCCCAAUUCCUUGCCGUCUGCUCCCUCAUUUACGUGUGAAUGUCCUGUUCCAAUUUCCUGAUUUUGUGAAAACACACCCACACACAGAAACCCACGCUCUCUCUCACACACACACUUGAGAAUCUCCUGGCAAAACAAAAGAAGAUGUUUCCUUUUUUUCAAAAUUGCGGAUAUUUAUGAUGAUAUUCUCAUUGAUUUCUGUUCAUUCGUUGCGGGUGUUGUCUAAAUGAAGUUAUGUUCGUUACACCAUUGACCAAUCCCGUGACGCUUUUUCCUCGUUUCUGCAGCAAAAUGAACCUCAAUUUCAAUU
Daphnia carinata is the source of this 11421-nucleotide messenger RNA. RefSeq names its product neural-cadherin-like (gene CadN). The record is from RefSeq and is a predicted model, not a curated record. The transcript is spliced from 34 exons. Bases 491 to 9577 code for a protein of 3028 amino acids. Gene Ontology annotation, cellular component: plasma membrane. NCBI's taxonomy places the organism in Eukaryota, Metazoa, Arthropoda, Branchiopoda, Diplostraca, Daphniidae. Gene Ontology annotation, molecular function: calcium ion binding. Gene Ontology annotation, biological process: homophilic cell-cell adhesion.